AUGGGUAGAACGAAUAGACAGAUAUUGUCUGGUGGUAAGGAUUAUGCUGCUAGAAAGUCAAAAGAGUUUGGUGUAACUGAUGUUGACUUCAAUAAGGAUGAUAGGUUGGAGUAUUUAACAGGGUUCCAUAAGCGUAAGCUACAAAGGCAAAAGAAGGCACAAGAGUUUCAAAAAGAGCAAGAGAGGUUGGCAAAGAUUGAGCAAAGGAAAGAGAUGAGGGAAGAGAGGAAGAGGCAGAUGGAGGAGAAUUUGAAACAGUUUCGUAAAGGUUUGGAUUUGGAGAAAGAAAUUAAUGGAAGCGAUGAGGAUGAGGAUGAUGAUAAUAAGGAGCCGGAAGAAAAGAAAGAUGAAUCCGAAUUGGAGAAUGCAGAGGAGUGGUAUGGAUUUGAUCAAAAACCAAUUCUAAAGUCCUCUUAUCCAGACGCGGAGGUCAGUAUAGAAACGUUGGAACCAAAUGAUAAUUUGGAUUUGUUGGCUAAAGCUAAUAAUGUUAAAUUGGAUGAAUCUGACCAAAUAUUGAAGCAGAGCAUUUCAAGGGCUGGUAAGUAUGCUAAAUUUUUAGGUAUGGAGGAAGCUCCAAAACCAAAGAAGAAGAAGUUUAGAUAUUUGACUAAAGGUGAAAGAAAAGUGAAUCAAUUAAAGGCUAACAAGAGCAAAAGACGUAAGUGA
Messenger RNA from Zygosaccharomyces rouxii, 669 nucleotides. RefSeq names its product rRNA-processing protein RRP17 (gene RRP17). The record is from RefSeq and is a predicted model, not a curated record. The transcript has a single exon. The coding region runs from base 1 to 669 and encodes 222 amino acids. Gene Ontology annotation, molecular function: RNA binding. Gene Ontology annotation, cellular component: nucleolus. NCBI's taxonomy places the organism in Eukaryota, Fungi, Ascomycota, Saccharomycetes, Saccharomycetales, Saccharomycetaceae.